AUGGCAAUUUGGAAUCAUACACAUGUGAAGGAAUUCAUACUGGUCGGCUUAACAGAAAAUUCUAAUUGGGAGGUUUCCCUCUUCUUGUUUUUCAGCCUAGUUUAUAUCAUCAUUCUUGUGGGUAACUGGGGGAUGAUUAUGUUGAUCUGUUUCAAUGUUAGACUUCACACUCCAAUGUACUUCAUUCUUUUUGGUAAUUGGGGUAUGAUUAUCUUGAUCUGGCUGAAUGCUCAACUUCAUACACCGAUGUACUUUUUCCUUAGUAACCUUUCUUUCUGUGACAUCUGCUACCCUACUAUCUUUGCUCCUAAGAUGUUGGUCAAUUUCUUAUCAGAACACAAGUCUAGUACAUUCUUUGCCUGUGUUCUGCAGAGCUUCUUUUUUGCAGUUUAUGUAACCACAGAAGGCAUCCUCCUGUCUAUGAUGGCUUAUGAUCGCUAUGUGGUAAUCACCAAGCCCUUAAUGUAUACAGUUAUUAUGACCCACCGCGUCUGCAUGCAGAUGGUUUUGGCAUGUUACUUGGGUGGCCUCAUUAAUUCUCUGACUCACACAAUAGGUCUACUCAGACUGGACUUCUGUGGUCCAAACAUUGUGAAUCACUUCUUCUGUGGUGUCCCUCCUUUUCUGAAGCUUUCUUGCUCUGAUGCACACAUCAAUGAGAUGCUGCUUUUGAUCUUCUCUGGAGUGAUUGCUAUUUUCACCUUUAUUUUUAUCAUUGUGUCCUAUAGCCACAUUCUCAUUGCCAUUCUGAGAAUUCGCUCCAUAGAGGGGAGGCGCAAAGCCUUCUCUACUUGUGCCUCACACCUAACAGCUGUUACAUUACUUUAUGGUUCUGUGGCUUUUAGUUAUACUCAGCCAAGCUCUCAGCACUCCAUGGAACAGGAAAAAGUGUCUGCUGUGUUUUACACCUUGAUCAUUCCCAUGCUGAACCCUCUGAUUUACAGCCUGAGGAACAAGGAUGUGAAGAAAGCAACCAAGAGGUCCAUUUGUAGGUGGAGGAGCAACUCUUCACUCAGUCUUUUCUCUAAUUCUGCAAACUUGAAGUGA
This is a messenger RNA of Chionomys nivalis (European snow vole), 1047 nucleotides long. Its product is annotated as olfactory receptor 1052-like. The record is from RefSeq and is a predicted model, not a curated record. Lineage: Eukaryota; Metazoa; Chordata; Mammalia; Rodentia; Cricetidae. Gene Ontology annotation, biological process: sensory perception of smell; G protein-coupled receptor signaling pathway. Gene Ontology annotation, cellular component: membrane. Bases 1 to 1047 code for a protein of 348 amino acids. The transcript has a single exon. Gene Ontology annotation, molecular function: G protein-coupled receptor activity; odorant binding; olfactory receptor activity.